Molecule: messenger RNA, 2207 nt
Organism: Rhododendron vialii
Lineage: Eukaryota; Viridiplantae; Streptophyta; Magnoliopsida; Ericales; Ericaceae
Product: transcription termination factor MTERF4, chloroplastic
Exons: 1
Coding region: 424-2073 (549 amino acids)
Biological process (GO): regulation of DNA-templated transcription
Molecular function (GO): double-stranded DNA binding
Source: RefSeq, a predicted model, not a curated record
CGCCCCUAAAUCACCACAGCCCUUUUACAUCUACCUUUUGCGCCGACAUCUCUCCCCCUCUCUGUCCAUCGCCUCCAUAGCUACACGACCACGGUGAUCUUCCCGGCCAACGACCGACACUUCGCCUAUCCUUUCUCUCGACAACCCACCGUUCUGCACUAAUCUCUUCUUCUUCCGCAACACGUUCCAUUCUAGAACCUUCAUGGUAAGCAGUGCGUCCCAGGUUUCAGGCUAUCGACCUUGACGAACACCGGCUUCCUCAGGCCUAGUUUGGCAGCAGCGCCGGUGUUCGGCUCUGUGCUUCGGAGGCCAUGGAUGAGUGAGAACCCCAAAAAAAAAAAACGACGAAGAUGGUGUUUUUCUCUCUGACGAAGAUGGUGUUUUUCUCUCUGACUUAUCACUACCAACCGAGGUGAGUUUUAUAUGCUUUUCACUUCUAUCCAAAUACACCCACUACUUAAAGUUCCAAUUUUUCAACACAAAUCCGCAGCAGGUUGCAUUUUUCUUCAUUACAUCCAUCAUCGAUAUAUACACAAACAUUUCUACCUUUUCCCAAUGACCUCACUGCUCAAACGAAGAGCACAACCUUUAAAAAUCAUCCUCACAAACUCAUCAAGCCUCUCUCCGAAGCUCAAUCUUAUUAAACCCUCCCAAAAACCUAAAAACCAUAUCCCAUGUGAACAAUCUAGGGUUCUAAAAUGCCACCCUUUUUCAACCCUGUCCUCGAAAUUCCCCGAAUACGAAAUGCCCUCGGUCACGUGGGGUGUUGUUCAAGGGCGAAAAGAGAAGCUUGUCUCUCGUGUCAUAAUUUGUGAUUACUUGAAAGGUAUAGGCAUAGUCCCAGAUGAAUUGGAGGACCUGGAAUUACCAUCCAAUGUCGAAGUGAUGCGCGAACGAGUCGAGUUUUUGCAGAAACUAGGGUUGACUAUUGAUGAUAUCAAUGAGUACCCGUUGAUGCUGGGUUGUAGCAUGCGUAAAAAUGUGAUACCUGUUUUGGGUUACUUAGAAAAGAUUGGAGUUCAAAGGUCGAGGCUUGGGGAGUUUAUUAAGAAUUACCCGCAAGUUUUGCACGCAAGUGUUGUGGUUGAGCUCGUUCCAGUGGUGAAGUUUCUCCGUGGGCUUGAUGUGGAAAAACAGGAUAUUGGUUACGUGUUGAUGAAGUAUCCGGAGCUGUUAGGGUUUAAGCUUGAAGGCACGAUGAGUACAUCCGUGGCAUAUCUUGUUAGUAUUGGAGUGAAUCCAAGAGACAUUGGACCUAUGGUAACUCAGUAUCCUUACUUUCUGGGAAUGAGAGUUGGGACGAUGAUCAAACCACUUGUUGAUUACUUGGUUUCCUUAGGUUUGCCAAAGAAGAUACUGGCUAGGUUGCUUGAGAAGCGUGCAUAUGUACUUGGUUACGAUCUUGAAGAGACUGUUAAGCCGAAUGUGGAGUGUUUGAUAAGUUUUGGGAUUCGAAGGGAAACUCUUGCUUCAGUUAUUGCCCAGUACCCACAGAUUAUUGGUCUUCCUUUGAAAGCCAAAUUGUCGACACAACAGUAUUUCUUCAAUUUAAAGCUCAAGAUUGAUCCUGAGGGAUUUGCUAGAGUCAUUGAACGGAUGCCGCAACUAAUUAGCCUUAACCAGAAUGUGCUUAUGAAACCUAUUGAGUUCCUUAUUGCACGGGCUAUACUGUCUGAGGAUGUUGCGAAGAUGGUUGUCAAAUGUCCCCAGUUAGUUGCAGUGCCUCUUGGGCUCAUGAAAAACAGUUAUUACUUUUUCAAGAGUGAGAUGGGAAGGCCGGUGAAAGAGCUGGUGGAGUUUCCAGAAUACUUCACUUAUAGCUUGGAAUCAAGGAUCAAACCCAGGUACCAGAGGUUGCAGAGCAAAGGAAUAAGAUGUUCAUUGGCUUGGUUGCUCAAUUGUAGUGACCAGAGAUUCGAAGAGAGACUGCAGGCUGAUUAUAUCGAAACUGAGAGUGCAGGCCCAUCAUUCAUUAUGGGAGGGAAAUUAGAGCUACCAGGAGGUGAGAAUAUGUCCGAUGUAGAUGAGGAGAGUGAUGAUGAAAUACUUUACAGACGCACUGUCUCCCUUUAGCACAUUUUUCGUUGUUACAUUAAAUUAUAAAUUCAGUUUUUUAAAUUUGGUAAUGGCCAUGCGUUGUUCUUUUUCUGUGGGAUUAUCUAUUCGUUCAAUGACGAUAUAUAUGCGAGUAAGAAAUUCGUUCUUCA